UUAAAAAGAAGCGUUUCGUCUUUCGUUCAUAUUUGUUAAGUGUUGUGCAGGUUACUAUAGUCGGGCAUAAUAAUAAUGUCUCUAAUAUUAAAACGGAGCCAAAUGAGAAGUGCUCCUCUAUGCACAAUGUUGUGUGGAUAUUAUUUAUUAUCACACAAGGAAAAGAGAAGGAGAUGGUGGGUUAAGCCCAUCAAUGAAAGAAGAAAAGAACAAGGCGAUUACGAAAACUUGGUGCAAGAAAUGCGUCUUAAUGAUGUCGAGAUGUUUUUUAAUUACACAAGAUUAACUGUAGAGCAGUUCGAUUGUUUGCUAAAGCUGGUAGGGCCUUCUCUACAGAAAACAAGUUUUAGAGAACCUAUAACUCCAGGAGCCCGACUAAUAUUAACUCUGAGACAUCUAGCUGCUGGGGAUAGUAUUCCAACGCUGGCAUUCUUGUAUCGAAUGGGAAAAUCCACAGUGUGCAAUAUAAUCAAUGAAACAAAUACAGUUAUCUGGGAAAUUUUACACCCAGUUGUUUUAAAAGAACCUAACAAAGAUGAGUGGGAAAGGAUUGCAGAAGAGUAUUUUUCUGAAUGGAAUAUUCCAAAUUGUUUGGGUGCAAUAGAUGGAAAGCAUAUUGUAAUGAGAGCCCCACAGAAAAGUGGGACGUUAUAUUUUAAUUACAAAAAGACCUUUAGCAUUGUACUUUUUGCCGUGUGUGAUGCCGAGUAUCGAUUUACCUACGUUUAUAUCGGGGCAUAUGGAUGCCAAAGUGAUGGAGGUAUCUUAAGGUUGUCAUCGUUUGGAGACAAAUUAAACAAUAAUUUGCUGAAUAUUCCUGAUGAUGCAGCAUUUCCGGGCACCUCAAAAAAAACUCCACAUUAUUUCAUUUGUGAUGAAGCCUUCCCUUUGCAAGAAAAUCUGAUGCGUCCAUAUGGAGGUAAGAAUCGACCAGUAGAAGAGAGAAUUUAUAACUACCGAAUUUCACGUGGUCGAAGAUGUAUAGAAAAUGCCUUUGGAAUUUUAGCUGCUAAGUUUCGAAUCUUUCAUAUAGUGGUUUUUAAGGAUCCAGAAAAUGUUGACAAAUUAGUGCAAGCUGCUAUCUGCCUCCAUAAUUUUAUCAAACAAAAUGAGGAUAACCUGCCUGCCAGUCAGCACCGCUAUGUGCCCUUAAAUUUUGUUGAUAAGGAAAUAGAUGGGCAAGUUAUACCUGGACAAUGGCGCAACGAAGUGUCACAAAAUUGUUCCCUGCGCAGAGCAUCAGACCAGAGAAGACUCGGCGCAAGAAACGCUAAACAAAGUGCAUCUGAAUAUCGAGAAUUUAUUAAAGAUUAUUUUAAUCCUCAUAUUGGCUCAGUACCAUAUCAGAAUGAAGCUAUUCAGAAAAUGUAAUUCUAAACAUUCAUUAA
Messenger RNA from Zophobas morio, 1388 nucleotides. RefSeq lists its product as uncharacterized. Bases 76 to 1371 code for a protein of 431 amino acids. The transcript has 2 exons. The record is from RefSeq and is a predicted model, not a curated record. Lineage: Eukaryota; Metazoa; Arthropoda; Insecta; Coleoptera; Tenebrionidae.